Coregonus clupeaformis (lake whitefish) is the source of this 1356-nucleotide messenger RNA. RefSeq names its product high affinity immunoglobulin gamma Fc receptor I-like. The transcript has 6 exons. The annotation marks the transcript as partial. Gene Ontology annotation, molecular function: transmembrane signaling receptor activity. NCBI's taxonomy places the organism in Eukaryota, Metazoa, Chordata, Actinopteri, Salmoniformes, Salmonidae. The record is from RefSeq and is a predicted model, not a curated record. Gene Ontology annotation, biological process: cell surface receptor signaling pathway.
AGAGUGAAACUGACCUGUACAGUAGAGUCUUAUGGAUGGAAGUUUUACUGGUACAGACACAGACCAGACUCUAGACCAGUAACCUCAACCUCUAGAUACUCCUACACACUCAGCAGGGUCAGUGUCUCUGAUGGAGGACAGUACUGGUGCAGAGCUAGGAGAGGAGUCCCAGUCUACUAUACCCUGUACAGUGACCCAGUCCAGAUAAAUAUUACUGAGAGACCUGUUGCUGUUCUGACCCUCCAACCCAACUGGACCCAGAUAUUCAUUAGAGAGACUGUUACUAUGAGAUGUGACAUACAGGGAGGAGGAGACACUGAAUGGCAGUAUGAGUGGUAUACGAAUGGUCAUCCAGUCUACUCUAUUACAAAGUCUGAGUACAGAAUCAGUCCUGUCUACAUGUCUAUCAGUGGUUCAUAUACCUGUAAGGGUGUAAAGGGAAACAAGAUCUCCAAGACCAGUGAUGCUGUACAACUGACUGUGUCUGAUCAACCUAAGGCUGUUCUGAGUAUCUAUCCUCAGUGGCUGAACCCUGGAGACUCAGUGUCUCUGAGCUGUGAAGUUGACAAGACGUCUACAGGCUGGAGGUUCUCCUGGUACAGGACGGUUCCCACUUUAACAGAGCAGUCCUACUCUUUUCAGCUUCUUCCAGAAGCAGGCAAUGGGACUACUGAAGACUCCUACACUCUGAUCCCUGCUAUUCCUACUCCCACAGGAGGAUAUGUGUGUAGAGCUGGGAGAGGAGACCCAGUCUAUGACACACUCUACAGUGAACCUCAGUUUCUCUGGUCAGGAGAUCUGCAGCCUUCAGUGUCUCUCAGAAUAAGUCCCAACACAACACAACACUUUACAUCAAAGUCUCUCUCAUUGAGCUGUGAGGAGAAGGGGAACUCUACUGGAUGGAGACUGAUGAGCUACAGAGAGAGAGGAGUAGAGUCAGGGUGUGGCUCUAACUGGGGAUCAACAACAGGGUCCACAUGUACCAUCAGCUACACAUACACAUGGUCCAGUGGAGUGUUCUGGUGUGAGUCUGGAUCAGGAGAGUACAGUAAUGCUGUCAACAUCACAGUUAAUGCUGGUGAUGUGAUCCUGGAGAGCCCUGUCCAUCCCGUGACUGAAGGAGACUUUGUGACUCUGAGCUGUAAAUACCGGAAAGUCAGCUCAAACUUCAAAGCUGAUUUCUACAAAGAUGGAGUACUCAUCAAGAAUGAGACCACAGGAGAGAUGACCAUCCCUACAGUAUCCAAGUCAGAUGAAGGAUUCUAUAAGUGUAAAUCUGGUCAAGGAGAAUCACCAGAGAGCUGGGUGACAGUGAGAGAGUCUGUGCUGUUCUCUCUCAAGUCUCUCCAGUCGUAG